GGCCCGAUGCCUCUGGAGCUUUUUCCUUCGUAGCCCGAUUGAAUCGGUCUUCACAGAAGUCCUGUGCAUCUUGUGGCCUCGUUUUGAACAAAAGGGAUUAGGGAGAAAACAUCCUUUCCCUCUAAGACUUUGGAAAGCGAGGGCAGGCAAUCUUGGUUGUGAAUAUUUUCUGAUUUUUCCAGAAAUCAAGCAGAAGAUUGAGCUGCUGAUGUCAGUUAACUCUGAGAAGUCGUCCUCUUCAGAAAGGCCCGAGCCGCAGCAGAAGGUCCCGUCCGCACCGCCGCCACCGCCGCCGCCCCCACCGCCGCCGCUGCCCGAGCCCAGCCCCCCGGAGCCCGAGGAGGAGAUUCUGGGCUCGGACGAUGAGGAGCAGGAGGAUCCCGCCGAUUACUGCAAAGGAGGCUAUCAUCCAGUGAAAAUUGGUGAUCUCUUCAAUGGCCGAUAUCAUGUUAUUAGAAAAUUAGGAUGGGGACAYUUCUCUACAGUCUGGCUAUGCUGGGAUAUGCAGGGGAAAAGAUUUGUUGCAAUGAAAGUUGUAAAAAGUGCCCAGCACUAUACAGAGACAGCCUUGGAUGAAAUAAAACUGCUCAAAUGUGUUCGUGAAAGUGACCCUAAUGAUCCCAACAAAGAUAUGGUUGUACAGCUGAUCGAUGACUUCAAGAUUUCCGGAAUGAAUGGAAUACAUGUCUGUAUGGUCUUCGAGGUACUUGGGCAUCACCUCUUAAAAUGGAUAAUAAAAUCCAAUUAUCAAGGCCUUCCCAUCCGUUGUGUAAAAAGUAUAAUUCGACAGGUGCUUCAAGGUCUAGAUUAUCUCCACAGCAAGUGCAAGAUCAUCCAUACGGAUAUCAAGCCCGAGAACAUUUUGAUGUGUGUGGAUGAUGCCUACGUCCGUAGRAUGGCUGCAGAGGCCACCGAGUGGCAGAAAGCCGGGGCUCCUCCUCCCUCCGGCUCGGCAGUGAGUACAGCUCCACAACAAAAGCCUGUGGGGAAAAUAUCCAAAAACAAAAAGAAAAAACUGAAGAAAAAACAGAAGAGGCAAGCGGAGCUAUUAGAAAAACGCCUGCAGGAAAUAGAAGAACUAGAGCGAGAAGCUGAAAGGAAAAAAAUAGAAGAAAAYGUAACCUCUGCAGUGCCAUCAAAUGAGCAAGAAGAUGAGUACCACCCAGAGGUGAAGCUAAAAACAGCUGAUCUAGAAGAGGUAGUAGAUGAAGAAGCUGGCAAUGAGGAUGGUGAAGCAGAAGAUCAGGAUGAAAAAGAAGACACAGAGAAAGAAAACACUGAAAAAGAUGAUGAUGUUGAACAGGAACUUGUCAACUCCGACUCUACAGACCCUAAGUGGAUAGAAUCCCCCAAAACAAAUGGCCAUAUUGUGAAUGGCCCUUUCCUAUUGGAACAGCAGAUUGAAGAUGAAGAUGAGGAAGAGGAAGAAUGUCCAAAUCCAGAGGAGUAUAAUCUUGAUGAGCCAAAUACAAAAAGUGAUUACUCUUAUAGCAGCUCCUAUGAACAAUUUAAUGGUGAAUUGCCAAAUGGACGUCACAAAAUUCCUGAGUCACAGUUCUCUGAAUUUUCAGCUUCAGUGUUUUCUGGGGCUCUAGAGUCUGUAGCUUGUGGUUCUGCUGUUUCUGAAGGAUCAACUGUAACUGAAAGAGAGGAGAGCAGCCCAUCUCAUGACAGGAGCAGAACAGUUUCAGCUUCAAGCACUGGCGAUUUGCCUAAAACAAAAACUCGUGCUGCUGACUUAUUGGUGAAUCCUCUGGACCCGAGAAAUGCAGAUAAAAUUAGAGUUAAAAUUGCUGACCUGGGGAACGCCUGCUGGGUGCAUAAACACUUCACAGAAGACAUCCAGACAAGACAAUAUAGAUCCAUAGAGGUUUUAAUAGGAGCAGGUUACAGUACACCUGCUGAUAUCUGGAGUACAGCAUGUAUGGCAUUUGAGCUAGCAACUGGAGAUUAUUUGUUUGAACCACAUUCUGGUGAAGACUAUUCCAGGGAYGAAGACCACAUAGCACACAUCAUAGAGCUGCUAGGCAAUAUCCCAAGGCACUUUGCUCUAUCUGGAAAAUAUUCUCGGGAAUUCUUCAAUCGCAGAGACCACAUAGCAUUGAUCAUUGAACUGCUGGGAAAAAUCCCUCGAAAAUACGCUAUGUUGGGGAAAUAUUCCAAGGAGUUUUUCACCAAAAAAGGGGAGCUGCGGCACAUCACCAAGCUGAAGCCCUGGAGCCUCUUCGACGUGCUCGUCGAGAAGUACGGCUGGCCCCACGAGGACGCCGCGCAGUUCACAGAUUUCCUCAUCCCCAUGCUGGAGAUGGUGCCCGAGAAGCGCGCGUCGGCCGGCGAGUGCCUGCGGCACCCCUGGCUCAACUCGUAGCGGCCCCGCGCCCGCCCGGCCGCCAGCCUCACACCUUUGUUUUGCUUGAGGUACUGUUUGACAUUUUGCUUUUCGUGCACUGUGUUCUUGGGGAAGGGUAGUCCUUUCGUCUUCGGCUAGUAGUUUACUGACCCACUUUCUUCAGAAAACACUUAACGUGUCUUUUAAGCCUUGUUUCUUGUGUUGUGUGGCAUCCAGAUGUCAGGGUUUUGAACAAAAGCGAAACAGAAAAAGCAGCGACAACAAAAAAUAAACUUCCCCCUCCAUGUGUUUUGGCGAGUUUUUGUAACUAUUUAUGAAAAAGAAAUAUUUUAGCUGAUGCAUAUUAUAUAAUUUACAAGCGUUAAGAAAUCUAUCAAGGCAGGACUGAGUUGAGGCGAGGAAUUGUACAAUUUUAUCUUCCGGCAAAGGGACGUCAUUCUUGUAUUAUAGUGUAUGUAAAUGCACCCUGUAAAUGUUUAUUUCCAUUUAAAUAUGGGACUGGGGACUCAAUUUCAGCUUAAAGCUACCGAGUUUUAGAGAGCUUUAUAGCCAACGGAUUGCAUGUAGUGGACUUCUUUACACUGCUUUAAGGAACUGUGUAAACUUUCUAUUCUGUAGCAGGUCCCGUUCAUUGGAUUUUAAACAAAAUGGCUCUGGUUUAUAGGAUUUCAUUCCCCAAAUGGCACUUUAAAGGAAGGCUCGACUUCUUUCUAAUAAAGUAUGCAUUAUUAGAUGGCACUCCCCUUUUAGAACUUUUGCCUAUUUUAAGUGCUUUUAAGAAGAAAAACAAAUAGCAAUUUCCCUUACAAUGUGAUAGUGAAGACAUGGUACCAUAUGGUGUUGCCUUUUUAUAAGCACUGUAAGUUGUACUAUACCUUAAAAGAUUAAAAAUUGAGCAUGAGAACCACUCUCUGUGUAAAAUUACUGCUGUUUUAUGGAAGUGUGUGCUUGGAAGCAGCCGAGGAAGGAUAGAUSCAAGUGUGGACAGUGCAGCGGGAAAAAUAAUCCAGCAGGCAGGAUCAUGCUCCCUCCAUUCAUAGCUUUACACGUUCCGAAACCGAUUUGCACUAGCUUUAAUUUUGGUCCCAUGCCUAGGUAUACGAUUGGUUACUGUA
This is a messenger RNA of Nothoprocta perdicaria, 3465 nucleotides long. It is a transcript of the gene SRPK2, whose product is annotated as SRSF protein kinase 2. Gene Ontology annotation, biological process: protein phosphorylation; spliceosomal complex assembly; regulation of mRNA processing. Gene Ontology annotation, molecular function: protein kinase activity; ATP binding. Lineage: Eukaryota; Metazoa; Chordata; Aves; Tinamiformes; Tinamidae. The transcript is spliced from 16 exons. Bases 209 to 2368 code for a protein of 719 amino acids. The record is from RefSeq and is a predicted model, not a curated record.